CCACUCCAAAAGCAUAGCGACCGGUUUCGCCGGCAGCCAUCAGCCAUGCACAGCCUUCUGCCCAUCCUCCUCUGCUCGUUUCUCCUCGCAACGGCAGCCAACGCCGACAACCCGUUCUACACAGGCUGUCCGAACAACACGAACUACACGCGCGGCAGCGCGUUCCAGGCCAACCUCAACGCCCUCCUCGCAUCCCUCCCCUCCGCGGCCGCCGCGUCAGCGGGUUUUGCCACGAACACCACCGGCACCGCGCCCGACCAGGCGUAUGGCCUCGCGCAGUGCCGCGCCGACGUGAACGCGUCGGACUGCCGCGCGUGCCUCGACGGCUCGACGCGGGACAUGGCCAGGGUGUGCCCAGGCCAGAAGAGCGCCAUGCUCAUCUACGACGCGUGCCAGCUGCGGCACUCCAACGCGAGCUUCUUCGGCGCCGUCGACGCGUCGGUCGUGGUCUGGCAGCCUAACGCGCAGAACGCGACGCAGCAGGAGCAGUUCACGACGCGGCUCGGCGCGCUCAUGGGCAGCGUCACGGAGAGGGCGGCGUACGCGUCCCCGCGGAGGUUCGCGGUCGGCUCGGCCGCCGUGACGCCCUUCGUGAACGUCUACGGCAUGGCGCAGUGCACGCGGGACCUCGCCGGCGACGACUGCAACCGCUGCCUCGUCGGCGCCGUCUCGUUCAUCCCGACGUGCUGCGACGGCAGGCAAGGCGCCCGCAUCGUGUACCCGAGCUGCUCCAUCCGGUUCGAGGUGUAUCCGUUCUACGACGCCCAGGCUGCCGACGCGGCGAUGUCGCCGGCACCGGCACCGGGAGCCGGAUCCGUCAACGGCAGCGACCAGUCGGGCCUAGGAGAAAGCGGGAGCGGCAGUCACAAGGUCCGGGCAGCUCUUCUUGUGGCAAUUCCUGUCGCUGUUGCGCUGCUGCAAGUUGCUGUCUUCCUCUUCCUCCGCAAGAGGAACAGACAACCGCACAAGCAUGUGCAGGUUGCAAGCAACGUACACGAAGAUGAAGAAGACAUGACAAGCUCAGAGUAUCUCCUCUAUGAUCUGAGCACCCUACGAGCUGCCACGGACAACUUUUCGGAAGAAAAUAAGCUCGGCGAGGGAGGGUUUGGGCCAGUGUACAAAGGCACGCUGCAAGACGGGCAGGAGAUUGCAGUGAAGAGGCUGUCAGCAACUUCGCAGCAAGGGCAGGUGGAGAUGAAGAACGAGGUGGUCCUGUUGGCGAAGCUCCAGCACAGGAACUUGGUACGCCUGCUCGGCUGCUGCACCGAGGAACACGAGAGGCUCCUCGUCUACGAGUUCCUCACCAACAACAGCCUCGACAAAAUCCUCUUCGAUCCAGCACGGCGGCAGGAGCUGGGCUGGGGACUGAGGCAGAGGAUCAUCGAGGGCAUCGGCCGCGGGCUCCUCUACCUCCACGAGGAAUCGAGGCUGACCAUCAUCCACCGGGACCUCAAGGCCAGCAACAUCCUGCUGGACGCGGACAUGAACCCCAAGAUCUCCGACUUCGGCUUGGCCAAGCUGUUCAGCCUCGACUCCAGCGUGGGAAACACCAGCCACAUUGCCGGAACAUACGGAUACAUGGCGCCGGAGUACGCCAUGCACGGCCUCUUCUCGGCCAAGUCGGACGUCUUCAGCUACGGCGUCCUUGUCCUCGAGAUCGUCACCGGCCGCCGCAACUCGUACACGCAUGCUUCAGGACCGUCUGAAGAUCUGCUUACAUUUGUUUGGACGCACUGGAGCCGUGGGAGCGUGCAGCCUCUGCUGGAGGGGUGCCCCGACGAGGGGCUCCGUGCGCAGGAGAUGCUGAGGUGCAUCCACGUCGCUCUGCUCUGCGUCCAGGAGGAUCCGCUCGACCGCCCCAGCAUGGCAUCGGUCGUCGUCAUGCUCAACAGCCGCUCCAUCACGCUGCCGGCGCCCGGCGCGCCAGCGUACGCGGUGCCCCGCCGUGGAACCACGGUCAGGAGCGCGGCUCGCCAGGGCCUGGUGGAUGCCGCGGCAUCUAGGGAGCAGUCCGUUAACGGCGCCUCCUUUUCUGACAUGGAGCCGCGCUAAUGAAUCUGCUGCACUGCAACAUGGACGUCAAUCGUGAUGUUUUAUUAGGUUCAAUUUUGUAAGUACGAUUUUUGAAUUACUGGAGUUGUUU
Messenger RNA from Zea mays, 2143 nucleotides. RefSeq lists its product as uncharacterized. Gene Ontology annotation, biological process: protein phosphorylation. NCBI's taxonomy places the organism in Eukaryota, Viridiplantae, Streptophyta, Magnoliopsida, Poales, Poaceae. Gene Ontology annotation, cellular component: plasma membrane. The record is from RefSeq and is marked provisional. Gene Ontology annotation, molecular function: ATP binding; protein serine/threonine kinase activity.